Molecule: messenger RNA, 3379 nt
Organism: Oncorhynchus nerka (sockeye salmon)
Lineage: Eukaryota; Metazoa; Chordata; Actinopteri; Salmoniformes; Salmonidae
Product: condensin complex subunit 2-like
Exons: 19
Coding region: 108-2477 (789 amino acids)
Biological process (GO): vesicle-mediated transport; mitotic chromosome condensation
Cellular component (GO): membrane; condensin complex
Molecular function (GO): chromatin binding
Source: RefSeq, a predicted model, not a curated record
AAAAGUGCAUUCAUACAAAGCAAAAUACGCUUUGUUUUCAUUUUAAUGUAGCUAUAUAUAAAGAAACAGUUCACUGUUCCAGAAGCUUUGGAAAUAAUCGAGUCACGAUGAGCUCAUCGUCCUCACCCCUUUCCCGGGUGCGUCAGUGGGCCUCACCGUCCCUGAAGCACAGGGGCGCCUCUCCUGUCGCGAGCAGCACCCCGCUCUUCGCAUCUUUCGAGGGAAACGAUGAUGAGCUAGAGCGGCGUCAGAGGCGCAGAUCCCGGGUCAUUGGCCUGCAAGCUGCCGCUGACUCCUCAUUUAAUGAAUCUACCUCUCAUAGCACCAAGGGGACCCCUGCUGCUGUGCCCAAACUGUCAAAUGCACAGAUCUCAGAGCAUUACUCCACCUGCAUCAAGCUCUCCACUGAAAAUAAAAUUACCACCAAAAAUGCCUUUGGUCUCCACCUGAUUGACUACAUGGCUGACAUCCUCAAACAGAAGGAUUCUGAGCUCACAAAUUUCAAGGUGGCAGCGGGUACCUUGGACGCCAGCACCAAGAUUUACGCAGUCCGAGUGGAUGCUGUCCAUGCUGAUGCCUACAGAGUACUGGGAGGACUGGGUGCUGAGACCAAGCCUGGGGAAGCAGGAGAUGGGGGAGAGAUGGCGGAGGGUGCUGCAGGAGAGCUGGCUGCCAAGCAGGUGGUGAAGAAGAAGAAGAGGCCUCCCAAAAAGACUGUGGAGCAGAACCUGAGCAACAUCGACAGCUCUGAGUCGGAGAGGAAGUGUGAGGUCGACCCCAUGUUCCAGCGCAUGGCGUCGUCCUUCGAUGAGAGCAGCACAGCAGGCGUAUUCCUGUCGGCGCUGUUCAGUGAAGACAGUAGCUGUGAGCUGCUCUUCCCUUCCCACAUGACCUUGCUGCACUCCACUCACUCCUGCUCCCAGUCUCCUCUGCAGCACGUCCCUUCGCUGCCCUUCACAGGUGGUCUCCAGCAGACCCAGGAGAAGAGCUCCAUCUGCCCCUCCCUGGUAGACUUCUCUUUCACCAGCUGGAACCCUGACCAGACCAUGACCCAGAUGCUGGAGAAGAUGAAGCAGGGGGAUCACGUGUUUGACCGGAACGCUGAGGCAGAGCCGGAUGAGGAGGAGUGUCAGGAUUUUGGGGAUAAUUUUGAUGGAGACUAUGAGGAGGGUCAGGGGGAUUAUGGUGGAGAGGGCUCCAAGGAACACAAGGAUGGCUGUAAGGCUGGAGGGCCGGGGAGAGGAAGGGAUGUGAUUCCCAUUGGAGGGGGGGACAUAACCACCAUGUGUCUGCAGCUGUCCAACCAGCCCAGAGAGUACUCCUACUUCAGCCCUAGGACCAUGGCUACCUGGGCAGGUCCUGGCUACUGGCGCUUCAAACCUCUGCACAAAAGUGACAACAUGCCUGAGAAGGAGGGUCGCAAGAGGAAGUCUAAAAAUGCCUUUGAAAUUGACUUUAACGACCAUGUCAACUUUGAAACCUACUUCUGCAACACUAGAGCUGCUACCACUAUCAUCAAGUCCGCCCUCAGUACCAGCAACAAGAAAACCACUCUAGCUGCAGACUUCCAGUUCCCCCUUAAGACCCUGUCCCAACUCAGCCUCAAACCUGCCAGCAUAUUGUGUAAAGAGGGCCAGAAGAGGUUGUCUGGAGAGCUGGAAGGCAUCGGAGACUACGACUACAACAACGCCAACGACACAGCCAACUUCUGCCCUGGCCUGCAGGGUGGGGACAGUGAUGAUGGUGAAGGUUUCAGUAGAGGUGCAGAUGACACCCAGCCUUCCGCAGACAGUAACCUCGCCUCCUCACAAGACCAUGACGACGUGUCCACCUAUGGGGAGGACAACCUGGUGCCAGAACCACACCGGGUGAACAAGAUUGAGAUAAACUAUGCCAAAACAGCCAAGAAGAUGGACAUGAAGAGGCUCAAGAACAUCAUGUGGAAUCUUCUGACUGACAGUCUGGAAAAAACAGCCACGGAGGUGGAGAAUGCUGAGACUUCAGAGGUGUCUGGGGAGAAAGUCUUCAGUCAGACCACAAAGACCCUGCUUCAAAGCCUGCCCCCCACCAUGGCUCAGAACCUGUCUGUGCCCCUGGCGUUCGUCGCCCUGCUGCACUUGGCCAAUGAGAAGGAGCAGGGAGAGGUGGUGGAGCAGGACAAGGUGAGGACCCUGCAGUCUCAGGUGGAGGGAGUGAAGGACAUCAUGACCCAGAACGUGGACCGGAUCCUGGCCCGGGGAGAGAGGCUGGACGACUUGAUGGGCAAGUCAGAGGACCUGCAGGCUGGGGCUGAGGACUUCAAGCACACGUCCCAGAAGGUGGCUCGCUCCUACUGGUGGAAGAACAUGAAGCUGUGGGUGGUGAUCGUGGUCAUUGUCCUCGUCAUAAUCCUCAUCAUCGUACUGCUCAGCACUGGCGUCAUCCCAACUAGCUCCCCUGUUCCCCCACUUCCCAAACCUACUAAAAGACCAAACUAGUAAUGUUUUUCCCCACUGUGUUUCAAUGUGUUUUAGCUGAGCUGGUUGCUAGAGAGGAUGUCAGUGGGGUUUUUUUGUUUUGAAAGAUGGGGAAAAUUUAGCUGCAAUGGUAUAGUGAAAGAGGGAAUGGAGAGUCUGAAGAAGCAUGAGAGCCUUUUGACCUCUAUCCAUGACCUGAUACUCCAUCAUACACAAACUGCGGGAACUCAUGUCAUGACUUAAUGUGGGUUCUCAUGGUCCAUGUACUCAGGCCUUGGAAACUCUGGCUAACUCCAGACAACCUGUUGUGAGAGAGGUGGAAUUGAACAGCUAACAACUCCCCUUGCUGGUCCAAACGAGUGUCUCAAGCUCCUAGGACUACUGUCAGCCAUCUCAUAGCUUUGCAUAGUAGCUUUUGGUAGGCCCACCUGUAUUCUUUAACUACUUGUGGGUUUUAACUCAUCUCACUGUCCACUCCAAUGUUACAAUACCAGCCAUGCUUUGGGGAGGUCAAGGAGUUAACUCCCAUGCUUGUAUAUAGUUAUCAUACCUGUAUAUACAUUUGUAAAGCACCCACAUGGGGCCCUAAACCAUUCCAGUAGUGUAACAAUGAGGUUAAUUUGAGGCUAUUUAUUGUUAUAUUUUUCUCAUCCCUACUGAACAUCUUUUUUUGUUUUUCAUAUGACUGUAUUAAUGUUGUUUUUAAUCAACAAAACCAAUUAAAUAAAAUUAUAUUUUAUAAGAGAGUCCUAUCAGUAGAUAUGCGGUUUAGAGCUAUAAUUGUAUUUUAGACAAGUAGGAUGUAUUGGGAAUUUGGGCCAGUUUCAAUUGCUAUAGAAUUCUAUUAUUUUGUUUUUCAUUCAUUGAUGGAGUUCAAUCAUGUUAUCUGAUUAAUUAUAGAAUAAAUAGCAUUUACUUCCACA